GUUUCUUCAUUCAGAAUGGUGGCCCUAUCGAUUGUUCUGCCAACAACUGGCCCCUCAGAGGUGGGAAGUUCACGAUCUGGGAAGGGGGUACGAGGGGGGCAUCCUUCAUGUAUGGUGCUGGGCUCCAGAAGACAAGGACGACAUACGAUGGGAUGAUCCACGCUGUCGACUGGAAACCGACUUUAGUCUCUGCUGCUGGUGGAACGCCAGAAACUACCAUUGAUGGAAUGAGUCACUGGGAUUCUAUUCGAAACGGCCUACCGUCUAAAAGGACAGAGUUCAUUUACAACAUUGACGACUUUGAAGUUCCAGUCGAAGGGCAUGCUGGAAUAAGAGUAGGUGACUACAAGCUGAUCCUGGGGUACCCUGGAGGUCCCGAUGGCUGGCACAGACCCAUGAACAGAACCCAGGAUGACAAGUAUGAAAAGACAGUUUACACCAAAGGGGAUCAACCAAUCCACCUCUUCAACAUUCGAGAGGAUCCUACUGAGCACAACGACCUUGCACAGCAGAUGCCGGACAUGGUGGCGAAGUUGCGAUCCCGGUUUGAGGACUACAAGAAGACGAUGGUGCCAGCCAAUUACCCCAAAACGGAUCCUGCAUCUGAUCCCAGAAAAUAUGGAGACGCUUGGAGCCCCGGGUGGUGCUAAUCAUAUGUACUUGUGUCAAUACAUCUACAUGCUGACCAUUCCAUAA
Molecule: messenger RNA, 696 nt
Organism: Haliotis rufescens (red abalone)
Lineage: Eukaryota; Metazoa; Mollusca; Gastropoda; Lepetellida; Haliotidae
Product: arylsulfatase I-like
Exons: 5
Coding region: 108-650 (180 amino acids)
Source: RefSeq, a predicted model, not a curated record